AUGGGUAAUACUUUGUAUAGCAAUAUAGGACACAGCACAACAGAAUUGGAUGAUGUAUAUUGUAAAUAUUUAAAUAAAUUAUUUAACAUAUAUAAUUAUCUAUUUAAAUAUGAGCAUUUCAUUUUUAUGAACUCAUAUACCCUGAACAAUUUCUAUCACGUUCUAGAGGGUAUUAAUAAUAAUGAGGGUCAUGUUUUAAUAAAAAUUUGUAAAUUAAAAUCCGAAGCCCCCAAAAUAAAGAGAAUAUUAUAUACUCUAAAAUUCCUUUUCUCCUUUGAUCUCUUUCCAAAUGUAUUACCCUAUAACCGUAUGAGUGUUUAUGAAAAUAAUAUUUAUAUAUACAGAAGAUUUAUAUUCAAAAAUUUAGAUCACUAUUUAUCUGAUAAGACAAAUACAAACAAUUUUUAUUAUUUUUACAUAUUUCAAAUAUUUCUAUCUAUAAUACAACUUCAUUCCUUGGGUAUAUAUCAUGGGCAUAUAAAAAGAGAAAAUGUGCUUAUACAAAAUAAUAUGCACAUUUUUUUAACAGAUAUUAAUAUUCUUAACGACUAUCUAUAUUAUAUACCUCAAAUAAGAUAUGAAGAUGAAAGAAAAGGACGCUUGAUGAAAUUGCAGGAAGAUAUUUUUAACCUUGGGAUUCUAAUCUUAGAGAUAUUAUUAAGAGACAAAGAUGUUUCUUAUUUUUUUUUGGAUGAAAAUUGUGCAUAUAAAAAUGAUGAUAAUUUUUAUAGUGGAAGAAAAAAACAAAGUGGGUUGACUUUCUUAAAGAAAAUGGAAAACAUAGAUGAGGAUUAUAAAAAUGAAGAAAAAUUUUAUUAUGAUAGUAAUGAAUAUGGUUCUAAUCAAAAUUAUUAUCAUAGUGAUAAUUAUUAUAAUAAUGAUAUAUAUAAUUAUAAAGAAAAGUAUAUAAAUGAUAACAAUGAAAAAAAUAUAGAACAAAAAAAAAAUUAUGUACAUGCAUUAUCUUUACCUUCAAUUACAAAAAAAAAAAAAAUGAAGAAUGAAGAAUAUAAAUAUUUUAAUAAAAACCAACAAAAUAUAAGAUUAAAUAUUGAUAAAUAUAAAUAUUAUAAUUAUCAUUAUAUAAAUAAUGUUAACUAUAUUAAUAUAUAUAAUGAUAUAUAUAAUAAUGUUAGUCCAUUUUCAUCUAUUGAUUAUAAUGGAGAGAAUAUUUUUUAUGAUAAUGAUUCAAACUUUUUUAAAAGACAACCUAUCAAAAAUUCUAAUACACUAAAUAUCAAUGGAGAGAUAAAUGAUGAUUUUAAUAAAAAUUUUUUAUGUAAUGAUAAGAAUAUAAAUGUGGAAAAGACAAAUAAAGAGGUAACACAAAAAAAAAUGUCACAAGUUGAAAAUAUUUAUAAUGUCACGGAUUUGUUUGAGGAUAGAUCUAGUAUUAUAAAUAAUAGCAUGCAAAUGGGUGAUAACAAUAAUAAUAAUAAUAAUAAUAAUAACAUCAAUAGUGAUGAUAAUAAUAAUAAUAAUAAUAACAACAAUAGUGAUGAUAAUAAUAAUAAUAAUAAUAACAAUCAUAGUGAUGAUAAUAAUAAUAUUAAUAACAAUGUUGAUAUAUAUUAUAAUAAUUUACACAAUAAUUCCAAUUAUUAUAAUAAUAUUUAUAUGAAAAAAAUACAAAAUAAAACAAAAAAAAGUGAUAAUAAAGAUCAUAAUAUGGUACCAUAUAAAAUUUGGAAAAUUGUAAACCAAGUAAAAAACCCAUUAAUUAUUUAUUCCCUUAUUAAUCAUUUUUUUUCAUAUAAAAAUAAUAAUAAAAAUAUAUUAAAAAUAUUUAAUUAUUGGUCAUAUUAUAUAUUUCCAAGUACAUACAAAUACAUUUUCUUUCCUUUAUCCAUAUUACAAUUACAUCCACUAUUUAAGAAUUCAGACUUUUUUAUAUUAUUGUUACAUUUUAAUUUACCAUUUAUUUUAUUUCAUCUAGAUUUAUUUUCUAAUAAGGAGAGAGAUAAAUAUAUUUUAUUAAAUAUGCUUAACAGAAGGAAUUACAAAUCUGGUCAUGUAACCACAAGCAAAGGAUCUUAUGGAUCUCAUGAGAAAAGUGAAAAUAUAUAUAGUGACAACGAAGAUGACGACAUUGAUGAUAAUGAUAAUGAUAAUGAUAAUGAUAAUAAUAAUUAUUAUUAUUAUAAUUACUAUGAUGAUUAUAAUUAUAGGCAUGAAUCUCCUAAUUAUAAUCACAGUUAUAAUUAUUUAGGAAGAUUAAAAUACUACUUCCAUACUGUGAGUACUCACACUACAAGCAUAAAUAAACAUCAAUUGAAGACAUACAUUAUGAAUACAAAUAUAAAUAACCAAAUAAAAAAAGAAAUAUUGAAACAAUGGUAUUGUUACAAGAAAGAAAAAAAAAAGGAAUAUGCAACACAAUAUGUCGUAAAUAAUAAAAAUAAUGUACAUCAUAAUAUAUAUAUUAAGAAGAAGAGUAAUUAUGAUAAUCACAUUUAUAAACUUAAGAAUCAGGGAGAUACCUCUAAAAUCAUCCAUAUUAAUCAUAAAAAAAUGAAAAGUAAUAGUAAAGAUAAAUAUUGUUCAACAUAUUGUAACCAUAAAAAAUAUAAUAAUAAAAAAAAAAGUUACCAUUCACUUAGUUAUUUCCCUUUCCCUAUUUUGUCUUAUAAAAACGUACAUGCGUUUUAUAAGAAUUUUUUAAAUUUUUAUAAAUUUUUGUAUUAUCAAAUUUUUUAUGAACAAAAAAGUUAUAUGGAUGUGUUUAAGUGUAUGGAAUAUUACAAAAGGGUAAUAUAUAGUCCAUUGUUUAAUGAUUUUUAUUAUAAACAAGAUAGAGAAAAAAAAAAGACAAGAAUGAUGAAUGGUAUAAAUAUGAAGCGAUAUUCUUGCAAUGGAAUAAUUAAAUGUGAGCCUAACAUACGAUCAAAUGAAAUACAAAAAGAAAAAAAACAAAAAAAAGAAAAAAAAGAAAAAAAAGAAAAAAAAGAAAAAAAUGGAAAAAAAUCAAAAAAGGAAACAUCUAAUAAUCAACAUAAUAUUAAUAAACAUAAUAAUUAUAACAAUUUUGGAGCAAAUGGAAAUGUGGUAAAGUGGCAAUUCAAUGAAGAUAUUUAUCAUUUAAUAAAUAUCAUCAUAUGCUGUUAUAAUUCCUUAACAUAUAAUUUUGUUAAAAUAUUAAGCAUCGAAAUAAUAUAUUGUAUAAUACUUCAUGUAUCUGAAAAUAAAUUAAAUAAUGAAUUAAUAUCAUUUUUAUUAUAUUGUUUUAAUAAAGAAAAUGAGAAAAUAAAAAUUAUGGUUCUAAAAUGUUUUUAUAAAAUUAUAAAUAAUUCAAUGAAUAAUAGGCCUAAUAUGCAAUUAUAUUUAGAGAAAUUUUUACCUAAAUAUUAUUUGUUAAAAAAUCAAGAUAUAUAUGAAAAAUAUUAUUAUUCAAAAUAUCUACCACUUUUUUCUUAUAUUACUAUUCAAUAUAUAUAUAAUGAAAGCUUAUUGAAAAAUAAUAAAACAAUAAUAAAAAAAAAUAAAUUAUCUCAAAUACCAUAUAUGGAAAUAUUAAAUGAUAUAAAAACAGAAAUACAUUUUAUUCUUAAUACUGAACAAAAUUUUUAUGAAAAUUUAUUCGAAUUUUAUAAUUAUAUAUUUCCAUUUUGUAAAAUUAUGAACAAAAAAUGGGUUAAAAUUUAUAUUCUACCAUAUUUAUUAACAAAUAUAUAUAAAACCAAAAAUAAUUUUUUAAAAGCUACAUGUUCAAAAGUUACUUUAAGAAUCGUUUUUUAUAUUAACCAAAAAAAAGUAUAUCAUAUUUUCUUACAAUAUUUAAACAAAUUAUUAUGUUCUCAAAAUCAACAGAUUAUUCAAUUUAUUUUAUGUGAAAUUAAUCACAUAUUAAAAAAAACAUGGAAAAAAUAUCAACAAGAACAAAAAAAAUCCAAAAAAUUCUGGAAUUUCCUACGUAAAAUUCAAAUCGAUCACUUAUAUAUUCAUCCGUCUAUAAUUAUACAACAAUUAGUUCAUAAAAUUAUAAAUAAAUUAAAAAAUAUAGAGUAUAAAACGAAUAAAAAAAAUAAUAAAAUGAUAAUUAUGUGA
This is a messenger RNA of Plasmodium adleri (nom. inval.), 4044 nucleotides long. RefSeq names its product serine/threonine protein kinase VPS15, putative. NCBI's taxonomy places the organism in Eukaryota, Apicomplexa, Aconoidasida, Haemosporida, Plasmodiidae. Gene Ontology annotation, biological process: late endosome to vacuole transport; macroautophagy; protein phosphorylation. The record is from RefSeq and is a predicted model, not a curated record. Gene Ontology annotation, cellular component: phosphatidylinositol 3-kinase complex, class III, type I; nucleus-vacuole junction; phosphatidylinositol 3-kinase complex, class III, type II. Gene Ontology annotation, molecular function: protein serine/threonine kinase activity; ATP binding. The coding region runs from base 1 to 4044 and encodes 1347 amino acids. The transcript has 4 exons.